GAUAACAGAUCGAUGUCUUUUUGUGACGUAACAAUAGUAGAGAAACGUGUAUUGUGACGUUACUUGGUAAUGUAAACGUAACAAAGGCAAUUGUGACGUAACAAUGAUCGAUAGAACUCCAGAAUUUCUUAAACUUUUGAAACAAAUUCGGAAGAAUGAGGGAAUUCCCGCCAAAUCUAUUCUGACGUCACAAAAGAAAAUUCUAAAAUCUUCGUUUGAAAUCAAAUCACGUGGUAUAGUCACAAACCUCACGCAACUCAGAGAUUUUCUUCUUGACAAUCGUCAUGGUUACCUGACGCGAGAUGAAACUUUGAUGACGAAUCAAGAAAAAGAUAAAAUUGACGCAGACGGUGAAAAGUUUAUGCAAAUUUGUUCGAGAUCUUUGGAACAACUCAAACAAGACACACCCACCAACCUAACCACACAAGUCGGGUUUCACCAAAAACUCGUCGUUGAAAUUGUUGAAAAAUAUUUGAAACUUGUUUUUCAAAUUUAUAACGAACAGAAAUCGGUUCGGGUGAAACAGAUUGUUGAACGAAACACUGUGUCACAGUUGCGCUUGAAUUCGACUCGAGCAAAAAGUUCAGAAAGAUUGCCGGGUCAAGUAAAGCAUAAUCCAAAGUAUUUGUUUGAGGAAAGCGAUGACGAUGGUUUGGUCCCAGAUGAUGAUGAGACGUUUGCACAGGAAAAUGCCCAAUUAUUAUCAGACAUGAAUUCAUUGAGCGAUGAAGUUCGUUCCAUCGGUGGAAAAGUUGUCGAGAUCGCAAAGUUGCACGAGAUGUUUAGCGAACAGGUUUUCCAACAAGAAGCGGACAUCGAACUUGUUUCGGAAAAAAUCGUUGAAAGUUCGGAAAAUGUUAAAGAUGGGAACGAGGAGUUACGAGAGGCAAUAAAGAACAACGCUGGAUUCCGAGUUUGGGUUUUAUUUUUUCUCGUUAUGUGUUCAUUCUCUUUAUUGUUUCUUGAAUGGUAUAGUUGAUUAUGAUGUAAUAAUAGUUGAUUAUGAUGUAAUAAUAGGCAUGAUCACUCCAUUGUUACAUAUUAAUUAAUUCGAAGACCAGCAAUAGAUGCUUCAAGUGACUUGUUGUCCCAAACAACAACGUUUCCAUCUUUACCACAUGUUGAGAACUGGUGUGGCCCGUACACGCAUACCUAUGUCAAUAAAUAAGUUGGGGUGGGGAACGAAA
Messenger RNA from Ciona intestinalis (vase tunicate), 1187 nucleotides. The record is from RefSeq and is a predicted model, not a curated record. Lineage: Eukaryota; Metazoa; Chordata; Ascidiacea; Phlebobranchia; Cionidae.